Molecule: messenger RNA, 1901 nt
Organism: Cyprinodon variegatus (sheepshead minnow)
Lineage: Eukaryota; Metazoa; Chordata; Actinopteri; Cyprinodontiformes; Cyprinodontidae
Gene: itm2cb
Product: integral membrane protein 2C-like
Exons: 6
Coding region: 128-898 (256 amino acids)
Biological process (GO): negative regulation of amyloid precursor protein biosynthetic process
Cellular component (GO): Golgi apparatus; extracellular exosome; plasma membrane
Molecular function (GO): amyloid-beta binding
Source: RefSeq, a predicted model, not a curated record
GCGACGCAGCAGCGGCGCUAUAAAGCCCUCUCGGUGCUGUGGAUGGAAGCGCGGCGCAGAACCACAACCAGACAAGAGACAAAGAAUUAAAGAAGCAAAAAAUACAAACACUGACUUAAACUAAAACAUGGUGAAGAUCACCUUCCAGUCAGUUUCGGCACAGAAGCCCGACAAAGACCAGGAUGUGGACAAGAUUACUAUACCCCAGGCUCACGGGCGGUUGGUUCCUCCUAUGAAGCCCAGGAAGCCCUUUCCAACAGGCUUGUGCUGCAUCGCCAUUGGCCUGGUCAUUUUCACACUUGGACUAGUGUUGCCUUCCAUUUACAUUUAUCGCUACUAUUUUAUGUCCCAGCAGAUCCCAGAGGACAGCUUGUUUCACUGUCGGGUCAUCUACGAGGACUCUGUGUACGCUCCCCUGAGAGGACGCCAAGAACUGGAGGAAAACGUGAGCAUCUACCUCGAGGAGAACUAUGAGCAAAUCAGCAUUCCAGUCCCUCAUUUUGGGGGCAGUGACCCAGCAGAUAUCGUCCAUGACUUCCAGAGGGGCCUCACAGCCUAUUAUGACAUUGCAUUGGACAAGUGCUACAUCACCGAGUUAAAUACGACUGCUGUGAUGCCUCCACGCAGCCUGUGGGAGCUACUUGUCAAUGUCAAGAGGGGGACAUACCUUCCCCAGACCUACAUCGUCCAGGAAGAGAUGGUGGUGACUGGCAGGUUGAGGAACAUGAGACAGCUGGGCCCCUUUAUCCACAGGCUCUGCUUCGGCAAAGAGACAUUCCGCCUUAGACGCCGCAACCAGCGCCAACGUAUCGAGAGACGUGAGACAAAGAAGUGCCACAGAAUUCGUCACUUUGAGAACACUUUUGUGGUUGAGACCGUCAUCUGCGACCGAUUCUAAAAUCAGAGGCGGAAAUCACAGCCAUGCGACACUGAAGCCAAUUUCAAACCAUACCUCUAGAAUUUCUUAUCCCUUAAGCUGCACUUUAAGAGCAAAAUGUUGUCCUUUAUUAUUAGUUUCAGACUUUUUGUCCCAUUUUUGCUCUUUUUUUUUUUUUAUUGUUAAUUGUUAAAUUUGAAGUCAGAUUGUACAUGUGUGAUGUUUGGAUUUCUCUGUAGAUUGUCUUGUAGAACAAAGAUAGUAAGCUCAGUCUAAUCAGUCAGUCUGUGAGAUUCACAUCAGAAAACAAGAAUAGUUCUUGUCGUUUCUUGUUAAUAUAUGUUCCCUUGGUUAUUUUUUUUUAUUUCUUUAAAAGGAAAACAUACCUCAUGUAGUAAAGAUGUUAAUUUUUCUUGUUAUUUUCAUUACAGAAUUGUGUAUAUAACUGGUUGUUCCUAAGCAAUAUAUAUAUCUAUACAUAAUGUAAAUUAAUUUUCUUCUUAUUAUCACAUUGUUACAUGCAUAGAUUUUUAUCAAACUCGUUUUUGUGAGAUAUCAUUGAUUUGUGGUUUAUUCUUUUUUCCUUUGGUAUCACACUUUCCUACUCCUUUGGUUAUUAACGGCUUUAGACUGUAAUUAGUAGCAGUGCUGUAGAGGGACAAAGGGAACCAAAGUCUGCAGUCAGUGAUGCUACACAUAGCUGUAAGGGAUAUAAUAUUUAUAUUGAAGAGUGCUUUAUAGUUUAGUUCACUUACUGUAGAAGAUAUCAAAGGCAAAAAUCAACUUUGUUUUGAUCUUCCUUCUCCUCACUGAGAUUUAGCUGUUUGUCUUUAACAAUCGCCUCCUCUCAAUCCUUUCUACCUUUCAUUUUCUGCAGUGUUGAUGUGUCUUGUCAUCAAUAACAUUUUUGGGUCUGUUAAAUACGUAUAUGUGCUCAUAUUUAACUGUUUUUGACACUAUCUUACUGUACAGUCUAAAUUCUCUUGUAAGAUCUUGCUGCUUUGAGAAUAAACUAUCAAACUUU